This is a messenger RNA of Notodromas monacha, 1128 nucleotides long. Lineage: Eukaryota; Metazoa; Arthropoda; Ostracoda; Podocopida; Cyprididae. The record is from the annotation of a GenBank genome assembly.
UGCAUUGACCUGGGCACUGACCUCGUGCCCGCCAUUUCGCUGGCCUACGAGAAGCCCGAGUCGGACAUCAUGCAGCGCCCACCCAGGGACCCAGUCAAGGACAAGCUUGUCAAUGAGAGGCUUGUAUUGAUGGCCUAUGCGCAAGUGGGACUCAUUGAAACCUUCGGCGCAUUCCUCACCUACUUCGUGGUGAUGGGUGAGAACGGGUUCCUGCCCCGGAGGCUCCUUGGCCUCCGGGCCCAGUGGGACAACCCGUACAUCAACGACCUCGAGGACUCUUUCGGCCAGGAAUGGACCUUUCAUGACCGCAAAAUACUCGAGUCCACUUGUCACACCGCCUUCUUUGUGUCAAUCGUCGUCACUCAAUGGGCUGACCUCAUCAUCUCCAAGACGCGCCGGAAUUCAAUCUUCGAACAGGGCAUGACAAAUUGGGUUUUGAACUUUGGACUUGUCUUUGAAACUGCUUUGGCCUGUUUCCUGUCCUACACUCCUGGAAUGGACAAGGCUCUGAAAAUGUAUCCUUUGAGAUGGACAUGGUGGUUGCCUGCAAUGCCAUUUGCUCUGCUAAUUUUCAUUUACGACGAGGGUCGACGAUAUGCAAUGAAAAAGUUUCCCGGUGGAUGGGUGGAGAAGGAAACCUACUACUGAGACUCACUCGACUUAGGGACACUCCUCUGCCACUGUAUUUUUGACUGAGAGAAGGACUUUAAGUUGAACUCGAGCUAAAGAUGCGUUCCUUGUUUCUUUUUUCUUACCUUUAGAGCAAUAUUCAACGACAUAAGUAAGGACCUUGCAAAAAUAUUCAGAGACUUUCAUCUCUGUGAAUUUUGCAAUGAAUCAAGUUCAGGCGAAAGCGGAAAGAAAACUCUCGUGAACCGUUGUUUUCUAUGCGUGUAAGCUCGAAAGAAGAAAAGAAAAACAAGUGCGAGUAUAUGUAUACAAUUUUGUUUUGGAAUGCUUGAAUGUUUUACAAGUGUGACGCUCUGUAAAUGUGCAAAUAUUAGACGAAAAUGGAAAAUGAGGUGAACUUGAUUUGUUUAUACUGAUUUUGGUCUCAGGUGUGGUCACAAAGCAUAUGGAAUGGAAACUCAUUCGAUCAAUAGACUUUCUUCACGAAUUAAAUGUACU